CAAAUAUAUCUGUUUGCUUCACCAACACCAACCUGGUGGCGAUAUGAUAAGCAUUCAUCAAUAACUCCAAGAGAAAGAUAUAAUGACCUUCCAGUACAACAAGUCGAUGCAGCCAAUGCGAAUCCAAGAUCCUUAGCCGCUACGCAAGAUCUUCUCAGUCUUAGACAUAGAAUUUUCAUUUUACUUCCGCGCCAUGUAAGUAAGUAGUUGAAUAUUAUGAACAGACCACAUUGGACAUCAUCUUCCAGCUUUUAGGCAAAGUUACUAUAAUCAUAUGCACCAGCAUGUUCUUAUAAUCACGAAGACUGAAGACUUGACUCGUUUAGGAUUUCUGAAGAGCUGCGCUGGAGAUGGGAAGUGGAGGACUAUCUGCGAUGUCUAAAUUGCAAGAAGUGGAAGGUUGAACUUCAAGAGGCAGGAAUGUCAAUACAGGCUAGAGCAAAAAGGACUGACUUACACAGAAGACACAAAGCGAAGAGCUUAAAGAAGGUGAAAAAAUAAGAAAAAGGAAGCGCAGCAAUUAAGUUCUGCGAGCGACCUCUUGCUAGGUAAAUGAAUGAAUGAGUGAAGACUUAUUUUAUCAAUUACCAAAUCUAUAUCUUCGUCUGGACUUUCUGGUGGUGGAUAGUCGCACUGCAUAUUCUAUAUGGCUGUGACAAUUGCGACGUAGCAGUGGCCGCAAGUUCAUGCUCUUAUUAAUUUGUUUAACGAGCCGAGAUCAUGAAUCAGUAAUGCUGAGUCAAUAUUUUCAAGAGUUUGGUGGUACAGUAUUUUAACCAUUGUGUAAAGAAUGAACCGAGAUGCUGAGUAGGUAUUUUAUUUAAGACUUGGGAGGCAGUGGCAC
This is a messenger RNA of Amoebophrya sp. A25, 844 nucleotides long. NCBI's taxonomy places the organism in Eukaryota, Dinophyceae, Syndiniales, Amoebophryaceae. The record is from the annotation of a GenBank genome assembly.